CGCCCCUGGCGCCCGGCUCCCUUGCGUAGAGCCGCAGUGUUGUGAUCACGUGGGCUGCCCCGGGCGCGCGGCUUGUUUUGAUUUCCUUUCCCUUCACCCGGCUUAUCUUUGGUGAGCCGCGGUCCUUCCCGGGGUCCCCUGCCGCCUGCACUCCAGCUAGUGUUCGGGCUCUCUUGGUCCGCGCUCCUAGGAGCCCCUCGGAGCGGCGUCCUGUCAUGCCUCUGGUGCGCUACAGGAAGGUGGCCAUCCUGGGGUACCGCUCGGUAGUCCGAAAGGACAAACGGUGUGAAUGUAGGUGGAUGAUUAUAUUACAACAAUCUCUGGUCCUUAAAGGGAAGACAUCUUUGGCCCAUCAAUUUGUGGAAGGCGAGUUCCUGGAAGGCUACGAUCCUACAGUGGAGAAUACUUACAGCAAGACAGUGACUCUUGGCAAAGAUGAGUUUCAUCUACAUCUAGUGGACACAGCAGGGCAGGAUGAGUACAGCAUUCUGCCCUAUUCGUUCAUCAUUGGGGUCCAUGGUUACGUGCUUGUAUAUUCUGUCACCUCUCUGCAUAGCUUCCAAAUCAUUAAGAGCCUGUACCAAAAGCUACAUGAAGGCCAUGGUAAAACUCGGCUACCUGUGGUGCUUGUGGGGAACAAGGCAGAUCUCUCUCCAGACAGGUGUGUAAACCCCUGUUGCUCAUGGCAAAGGAAAAGAGGUGCAGUUAAUUCAAGGGAAGAAGCUGGCACAGUCCUGGGGCGCUACGUUUAUGGAAUCAUCUGCUAGAGAGAAUCAGUUAACUCAAGAUGUUUUCAUCAAAGUCAUCCAGGAAAUUGUCCGUGUGGAGAAUUCUUAUGGGCAAGACCGCCGAUGCUAUCUUAUGUGAGCUCUUGGCAUCGAGUAGCUUCCUUGUUUCUGCUGUAUGCAUUUUCCAGCCUGGAGACAGAGGCAGAAGACCCUCAGGACUUAACUUGUAUGGUUGCCAACUAUGUCCCUGGCCCUCUGGGCAUAUGGUGUGGUGCCCUCAUUUUUGCACACUCAUCCCAGGUUCUGGUAACCUGGAUGUUAAUGUUUACAAAGGGGCAAGAUGUCUCAUGGACACUGGCUUCUAACUCCUUGUUUUUCUAAAGGAACUUUUAUAAUCUGCACAGUUGGGAUAUGAUAUGAGUCUUGGGACCCACCCUCCUGGGUAGGUUUUGGGUUUUGGUUGAGUAAGAACAUUGGUUGCUUGGCAGUUCUAAAGUAGAACUGGCUUCUGGGGUGACAAUGUGUAUUUGCAAAUAAACUGAGAAAUCUUUUGUCGUUGA
Messenger RNA from Cricetulus griseus (Chinese hamster), 1288 nucleotides. Lineage: Eukaryota; Metazoa; Chordata; Mammalia; Rodentia; Cricetidae. The record is from RefSeq and is a predicted model, not a curated record.